Molecule: messenger RNA, 1013 nt
Organism: Sarcophilus harrisii (Tasmanian devil)
Lineage: Eukaryota; Metazoa; Chordata; Mammalia; Dasyuromorphia; Dasyuridae
Gene: SIGMAR1
Product: sigma non-opioid intracellular receptor 1
Exons: 4
Coding region: 319-990 (223 amino acids)
Cellular component (GO): endoplasmic reticulum
Source: RefSeq, a predicted model, not a curated record
GGAUCCGCCCUUGACCAAUUGGAGGAAAGUGGACGUAUCAUAGCGUGAGGAACGGCAGUAGUGGGAGCGGGCUGACGUUGGCUGGGCUCCCGGGCAGGUGGAGGCGGUGCGCGCUGCGGUGACCCGGCGCGGUUGCCUUUCCCACCCCGCCCCCACCCUUAUCCCGAGGUCCCGCGGCUUCCCGCGUGCGCGCGCGCGUGCGCGGUACCCAGCCUGUCCUAGCCCGGCCCCCGGCUCGCGCCGCCCGGAGGCGCUUCCUCCCGCGGACACCCCCUCCUUCUCCGGAGCUCUCCGUUCCCCCGUCCCGGAGCCGCCGGGAUGCAGUGGGCGAGGAGUUCGCGUGCCCUGCGAGUGGCCGUGGUGCUGGCCGUGGCGGCGGUGCUGGUGCAGGGCAUCCGCGUCUGGCUGGACUCCAAGCGCUUCGUCUUCCAGCGCGAGGAGAUCGCGCAGCUGGCGCGCCAGUACGCCGGCCUUGACCAUGAGCUGGCUUUCUCUCGCCUCAUCGUGGAGCUCCGGCGGCUGCACCCAGGCCACAUCCUGGCAGAUGAGGACCUUCAGUGGGUGUUUGUGAAUGCCGGCGGGUGGAUGGGCUCCAUGUGCCUCUUGCACGCCUCACUCUCCGAGUACGUGCUGCUCUUCGGCACAGCCAUCGACACUGGGGGCCAUUCUGGUCGGUAUUGGGCUGAAAUCUCAGACACAGUCAUCUCUGGAACCUUCCGCCAGUGGAGGGAAGGGACAACCAAGAGUGAAGUUUACUACCCAGGAGACACCAUUGUUCAUGGGCCCGGGGAGGCCACAGCGGUGCAGUGGGGGGCUGGCACGUGGAUGGUGGAGUACGGCCGGGGCUUCAUCCCUUCCACCUUGGGCUUUGCACUGGCCGACACAUUCUUCAGCACCCAGGACUUCCUCACACUGUUCUACACUCUACGGGUCUAUGCCCGGGCACUGUGUCUGGAGCUCACAACCUACCUCUCCAGCCAGGGACAUUGACCUCCCCCGCCCGUUGACACCCC